AAACAAUAGGUGUUCUUCCAUUCCCAUCCUCUUCCCACAACUCCCCCAGUACGUAGUUUCUCUUCAGGUGGGAUCCGUCUCCUGUGUGAAUAUUUGUUGUUGUUCGGAUUUCUGCCGUAUUUCAAACCGCUGGUCGAAAACAAACGCUUAAAGCCAGACCAUUCUUGCCUUCCAUCUCCUGCAGUGUUCUUUGACUGCAUAUCUUCGCCUGGCGCAAAGUUUGACUGCUCAAUCCACCACAAUCAGAGUAUAUCCUUCCGUUCGCAUACCCGUUCUUUUUUAAAACCCUUCACCCCAGCACACAUCAAACAAGAUGGGUUGUUUCAUGAGCGCCGAAGAGAAGGAGAAUAAGCGCAAGAACGACGAAAUUGACAAUGCCCUCAAGAAAGAAAAGGUCAACAUGCGCAAUGAAGUCAAGAUGCUUUUGCUGGGUGCUGGUGAAUCUGGCAAGAGUACCAUUCUUAAACAGAUGAAGCUUAUCCACGAUAAUGGAUACAGUAACGAAGAGCGAGAAACAUUCAGGGAAAUCGUUUUCAGCAACACUGUCCAGUCCAUGCGGGUCAUUUUGGAGGCGAUGCAAAACAUGGGAAUCGCCUUGUCGAAUCCCGCCAACGAAAUGCACCGAGCAGUCAUUAUGGAACUUCCCCAUCAAAUUGAAGCUGAAGUAUUCCCUCCCGAAGUUGCAGCUGCCGUCAAGUCGUUGUGGGUGGAUGAUGGUGUGCAGGCCUGUUUUGCACGAAGCCGUGAAUACCAGCUCAAUGACUCGGCAAAGUACUAUUUUGACUCUAUUGACCGUAUUGCUGCUCCCGACUACGUCCCAACCGACCAAGAUGUGUUGCGCUCUCGUGUCAAGACGACGGGUAUUACGGAAAACACCUUCCACAUUGGUGACCUCACCUACCGUAUGUUUGAUGUCGGUGGUCAGCGGUCGGAGCGAAAGAAGUGGAUCCACUGCUUCGAGGAGGUUACUGCCAUCGUCUUCUUGGUUGCCAUCUCCGAGUACGAUCAAGUAUUGGUCGAGGAUGAGACGGUCAACCGUAUGCAAGAAGCUUUGACCCUCUUUGACUCCAUCUGCAACAGCCGAUGGUUCGUCAAGACCUCAAUCAUUCUCUUCUUGAACAAGAUCGACUUGUUUAGGGAAAAGUUGCCAAAGAGUCCUAUGGGCAAGUACUUCCCCGACUACGCCGGCGGUGACAACUACGAUGCUGCCUGCGAGUACAUUCUCAACCGCUUCGUCUCCCUGAACCAAAGUGACCAAAAGCAAAUCUACACGCAUUUCACUUGUGCAACAGACACCACACAGAUCAAGUUCGUCAUGGCUGCUGUAAACGAUAUCAUCAUUCAGACAAACCUUCGGGAUUGUGGUCUCAUGUAAAGCUGGGUAUUCUCUAUUUGUUUCCUACCUGUCUGUGGAAGCCGAAGGUGAUACCCAUAAGUAAAGAGGGAGAGCAGUUACGAAUAUGGACAGAAAGUAGAGUGCUUGGCAGAGUUUGGGACAGUUUGUGACAUGUUAAUCUUAAUAAAUAAUAGAACACUGAUCUUUCACUGAAUA
Messenger RNA from Spizellomyces punctatus DAOM BR117, 1552 nucleotides. RefSeq names its product guanine nucleotide-binding protein subunit alpha. Gene Ontology annotation, biological process: adenylate cyclase-modulating G protein-coupled receptor signaling pathway. Gene Ontology annotation, molecular function: G-protein beta/gamma-subunit complex binding; GTPase activity; G protein-coupled receptor binding. The coding region runs from base 314 to 1375 and encodes 353 amino acids. NCBI's taxonomy places the organism in Eukaryota, Fungi, Chytridiomycota, Chytridiomycetes, Spizellomycetales, Spizellomycetaceae. The transcript is spliced from 3 exons. Gene Ontology annotation, cellular component: heterotrimeric G-protein complex. The record is from RefSeq and is a predicted model, not a curated record.